AGCAGGGGCGGAGGGUAACCUGAAGAGGCCAGUGGCCUGUGCACAGCGGCCGCCCCCGGAAGGUGCCGGAGUCCCCAGGCUUUCCGCGUGCUGGUUGCGAGGGUCUGAGCUGAUUGCACUAAUUGACUGCUUGCACUGAAUGUUGCUCGUGCCCUCUGGAGUACCAGGGGCGAAGUGGUGCCUGCUUGGGACUGCGGAACCCUCCGGCGCCCAGGAAGUGGAAGUAAUUUGAAAGCACGUUAUGAAAACACUUGUUGUUGGAAUUAGUGGAAUGGAGGAGAUCUGAGUUUGUUUAUAAGUACCCGGGAAGGAGUCAAUAGACUCGGAAGAUAAGAGAGAGACAGAGACAGAGAGACAAGGAGAGAGCUACCGAGAGAAAGAGAAUCUUGGAAUGAUUGAUGAAGGGAAGUUCCUGGAAGAGAGAGGAAGUGUGACAAAUGGUGGGAAGACAACCCUGGCCAAAAAACUCCAAAAACAGCUUCCAAGUUGCAGUGUCAUCUCACAGGAUGAUUAUUUUAAGCCAGAGUCUGAGAUUAAGAUAGAUGAGAAUGGAUUUCUACAAUAUGAUGAACUUGAAGCUCUCAAUAUGGAAAUACUGAUGUCUGCUGUCUACUCCUGGAUGAAAAACCCAAGAAAUUCCCUAGAAUCAGAUGACCUGGAAAGUGCUGAGGAAGUCCCUAUUUUAAUCAUUGAAGGUUUCCUUCUCUAUACUUACAAGCCUCUUGAUUCUGUAUGGAAUAGAAGAUAUUUUCUGACCAUUCCAUAUGAAGAGUGCAAGCGAAGAAGAAGCACCAGGGUCUAUGAACCACCAGAUCCUCCAGGAUACUUUGACGGGCAUGUGUGGCCAAUGUAUCUAAAACACAGAAAAGAAAUAGAAGACAUCACAAGGAAUAUAGUUUAUUUAGAUGGGACAAAAUCUGAGGAAGACCUUUUUACACGGGUCUGUGAUGACUUGACAGAAGAAAGAGCAAAGCAGAAAUGUCUGCAGAUAACUCCCAAGGUGCCUUCCAGCUCAACAUCUGGGAUCCUAUGAGUAGCAUUGAGAGAGGAUCCAUCAGAAUUCUUUCCAACAUGGAUUAGAAGAGUCUAAAGAAGCUAUUCAGGCAUAUAACCAAGAGAAUGAUACCCACAAUCACCACCAUAGUGUAAAGGAAAACAAUACUAGAAGACUUCAGAUUACUCUAAUAACCAAUCUUGAUUCCAGAAAACUGAUGAUGAAAUAUGCUUGUCUCCUCUUGGGAGAGAGAUGAUGGACUAAAGGUGUGAAAAGCUUCAUAUCUGUAUAUGCCAUGAUCUGAUGGUCAGUGUUUUGGGGGUCAGACAAUGAGCAGGGACUUGCUCAACUAUUUUUUUUUAAUGGGGGAGGGUUGCAUGGAAGCAUUAGGAAGUGACAAGGAUGUAGGAAAAAAAUUAAAACUAUCGGUAAGACAUUGAAA
Vombatus ursinus (common wombat) is the source of this 1436-nucleotide messenger RNA. It is a transcript of the gene NMRK1, whose product is annotated as nicotinamide riboside kinase 1. Gene Ontology annotation, cellular component: cytoplasm. Bases 392 to 1033 code for a protein of 213 amino acids. Lineage: Eukaryota; Metazoa; Chordata; Mammalia; Diprotodontia; Vombatidae. The transcript is spliced from 10 exons. The record is from RefSeq and is a predicted model, not a curated record.